AGUGUGUAGAUGGGUGCAGCUGGGUACAGGGCCAGAGAUGGGAACAGUGUGUAGAUGGGUACAGCUGGGUACAGGGCCAGAGAUGGGAACAGUGUGUAGAUGGGUGCAGCUGGGUACAGGCCAGAGAGAUGGGAACAGUGUGUAGAUGGGUGCAGCUGGGUACAGGGCCAGAGAUGGGAACAGUGUGUAGAUGGGUGCAGCUGGGUACAGGGCCAGAGAUGGGAACAGUGUGUAGAUGGGUGCAGCUGGGUACAGGGCCAGAGAUGGGAACAGUGUGUAGAUGGGUGCAGCUGGGUACAGGGCCAGAGAUGGGAACAGUGUGUAGAUGGGUGCAGCUGGGUACAGGGCCAGAGAUGGGAACAGUGUGUAGAUGGGUCAGCUGGGUACAGGGCCAGGGAUGGGAGCAGUGUGUAGAUGGGUGCAGCUGGGUACAGGGCCAGAGAUGGGAACAGUGUGUGGAUGGGUGCAGCUGGGUACAGGGCCAGAGAUGGGAACAGUGUGUAGAUGGGUACAGCUGGGUACAGGGCCAGAGAUGGGAACAGUGUGUAGAUGGGUACAGCUGGGUACAGGGCCAGGGAUGGGAGCAGUGUGUAGAUGAUUUACAUUUACUCUGUAGAUGUAAUGUUAAAUUCAACUGGAGAUUACAACAAACUGAUUCUUCUUCUUAG
Haliotis rubra (blacklip abalone) is the source of this 668-nucleotide messenger RNA. RefSeq lists its product as uncharacterized. The transcript has 2 exons. Bases 129 to 668 code for a protein of 179 amino acids. The record is from RefSeq and is a predicted model, not a curated record. Lineage: Eukaryota; Metazoa; Mollusca; Gastropoda; Lepetellida; Haliotidae.